This is a messenger RNA of Oppiella nova, 2052 nucleotides long. The record is from the annotation of a GenBank genome assembly. Lineage: Eukaryota; Metazoa; Arthropoda; Arachnida; Sarcoptiformes; Oppiidae.
CUUGAUGACCACCUCAAGAAUCUCGUGGACAUUAUUAUACAAAAUUACGGUCAAAUCGAUGUAUUGGUGAACAAUGCGGGCGCCGGCACCUACUCGGCCAUCACUGACCCCAAUCUGAUCGACCAUUUGGAUCACGUCUACAAACUGGACGUCAGAUCUGUUGUACUAUUGACUCAGUUAUGUAUUCCUCAUUUGGAGACAACUAACAGCGCUGUCGUCAACAUAUCAGCCCUCGCCUCACUUAAGCCGUUGGUGGGCGCCGUCGCCUAUACGAUGGCAAAGGCAGCCAUCGAUAUGUUCACCAAAAAAAAGGCGAACCCUUUGCGGAAACUCCCGGAGCCCCGAGAUAUAGCCAAUGCUGUCAUAUUCCUGGCGUCAGAUAAGAGCGCUUUCAUUACGGGAACAAUACUUCCCGUCGACUGCGGGAAUUUAGUAUAUAGUGAACAGACAAUCCCGGCCUCAAUAGUAUGCUAUUACAGUGCGUGGGCUCAUACUAGGGAGAAGCCUAUGAAUUAUGAUAUCGAUGACAUCCCGGGUGACCUCUGCACUCAUGUCAUCUACUCAUUUGUAGGUCUAGACAAUAAGACCUAUGAUUUGAGACAAUUAGACCCGAAGUAUGAUAUUGAGGGCAAGGGAUACGAAAAGUUCGUGGCUUUGCGUCAAAAGUAUCCGCACCUCAAGCUCUCCAUAGCCAUAGGGGGUUGGGAUGAGGGCGGCAAACAGUACUCGGAAAUGGUGGCCAAUAAGGACAAGCGAGCUAAUUUUGUCAAAGAAGUGGUUGAUCUCAUAAAUAAGUAUAACUUCGAUGGUUUCGACCUGGAUUGGGAGUAUCCAGGUGCUUCGGACAGACAGGGCGCUUAUGCAGACAAAGCCAACUACUUAUUACUGGUGCAGGAAAUGAGGGCUGCGUUUGACAAACAAAAGCGACAACUCUUGCUGACAGCAGCCGUACCCAUACCUAAGUUUAGACUUCAGGACGGUUACGAAGUGGCACAGUUGGGACAGUUGCUGGAUCAGAUCCAUCUGAUGACUUAUGACCUGAGGGGUGUGUGGGCCGGCUUUGCUGAUGUACACAGUCCGCUAUACAAACGCCCCGGGAUUGAUGAAUACGCCUACGAAGCUCUUAAUGUUAACGACGGCACAAAUCUGUGGCACUCUAUGGGUGCGCCCAAACACAAGCUCAUAGUUGGCGUUCCCUUCUAUGGCCGGUCAUACACUUUGGGCGAUAAAACUCAGCAUGGGUUGAAAGCACCCAUAAAUCGUUGGACUCCACCUAAUAUGGGGGGCGGGAAUCCCGGAAAGUACACCAACGCCUCCGGAAUGUUGGCCUACUAUGAGAUAUGCGUUGAGAAGGACUGGACCCAUGAGGUGGACAAUGUGGGCAAAUGUCCCUUCGCUUAUUCAGGCGACCAGUGGGUCGGCUAUGAGGACGAGACAAGUAUUGGUCAGAAAAUGGAUUGGAUUGUGAAGGAGGGCUUCGGCGGUGGUAUGGUUUGGGCCAUCGAUUUGGAUGACUUUACCGGCGUUUGUGGCAAAAAGAAUCCAUUGCUGACAGUCAUGAAGAAUAAGCUAAAGGACUAUAAGGUAGUGGUCGACCCCACUGGACCCAGCACUAAGCCAGGCCCACCUACACAGCCAACACAACCCACGCCCUCACCAGUUGCGAGUACAACGGGAACGGGAGGUACGGUCGGUACCACAGUAUCGGGUCAAACGGCUGGCACUACUGGUACAGUCGCUACUCAAUCACCGCUUACUCCGGAUGAACAGUGCGCUCAAGGAGUUGUCAAAUUUGUGCCCAACCCUGACUGCACGAAGUAUUACUGGUGUGUUCAGGGAAAGGCUGUUCUUGAGACAUGUGAUGCCGGAACCAUUUGGGACAUGGAUUUAAGUGAGUGUGUCUGGCCAGACGGUAAAGUUAGACCUUAUUGCAAAUGAUUUGUUAGCUAGAAUAAAUUAAUUUUGAACAUUAAUUUAUAAAUUGUUAUUUGAACUGUAUAAAAUUUUAAAUUAAGUACGAAAUAAAGUACAUGCAUUAUUUUAAAUGAUAAA